CAGCGACGCUACAGUGACUCUGGUUGUGGACGGGCGGGUAUAAAAAGACAGAAAAAUCGCUUCUCUCUCAUACAUACUGUUCGUCUUCAUCUAGAGAACACACAGCAGUCAUGAAGUCUCUGAUUAUUGUCCUGUUGGUGGGUCUUGUUGUGGCCAGACCGGAGCCCACAGCGAGACCACAGUCGAGAGCGAAACCUAUUCCACAACGUAUUUACGGUCUCGGUUACGGCAACAACGGUCUCGGCUGGGGCGGCUGGGGUGACUGGGGAGGCUACAAUGGUCUCGGUUAUAACGGCUACGGCGGCUACGGCGGCUACGGCGGCUACGGCGGCUACGGCGGUUAUAAUGGAUACGGCGGCAACACCCUCGGCUAUGGGGGCUAUGGUGACUACGGCAACGGUGGCGGCUACUGGGGCAAUGGCUACUUUGGAUAGGGAGAUGUACAAUAUAACACAAGGGGAUCUUUCUCACAUUUUCCUCACUACACACCUCGCUGUACACCAUUCUUCCUGCCGAUCAGGUGUUCGAGUAGUAAUACCCCUGCCACACAGUUAGAUUGGUAGCCAUACCGCCUCUCAAACAGGUGUUUCUGUAGCAAACCAUCUUAUUACUGGCUCUGAGAACACAGUACCUCUCUUAUAUAUUCUAAAAGUGCAAUACCCCUCUCAGAGGUGUUCGGGUGACUCAGUACUCCUCUCACAUAGACUGUCUAGUAACUACAGCACCUUCAUACGUAGAUGAUCUAGUAAUGCGACAUUAAUUUCUUGUGUAUGUUACGGUGACACAACAUCCCCUUCACAAAAGCCAACAGGAAACUCAGGUAAUAUCCCUUACCACUCCAAAUCUAUACAUACACUGACAUGUCAUAGAACUAGGACAAAAUAAACAAAAGAGCAUCGUGCCGCUCUGAAUAAGGAUAUAUACACCAUAAACCGUUAAUAAGAUAGAGAGAUCAUUACCACUUAACUGUUCACUGUUUGUCAUAUGAUUUCACAGAACUGAUUUCAACACCACAGGGAUUCGAUCUCAAUAUCUCUGGAUCGUUUCACACAGCAAGAAUGAAGCCUCGGCUGAAUAUGUCGCGUGUGAGUUUAUGCAUAAUGUUAUUAUAUUGGUUCGGUUAGUUAUUGUAACACUGUUAGGCUAAAAUUGUGAAGUAUUUAGUUAUUUUUUUUUUACUUUGAAGCCUUGUUGUUUAAUGGAUCAUUAAUAUAGGGAAGCUACUGUAUUUAGUAUUCGUUUAUUGAUCUUUUAGAACUGA
This is a messenger RNA of Cherax quadricarinatus, 1261 nucleotides long. RefSeq names its product scale keratin-like. NCBI's taxonomy places the organism in Eukaryota, Metazoa, Arthropoda, Malacostraca, Decapoda, Parastacidae. The record is from RefSeq and is a predicted model, not a curated record.